Lachancea fermentati is the source of this 588-nucleotide messenger RNA. The record is from the annotation of a GenBank genome assembly. NCBI's taxonomy places the organism in Eukaryota, Fungi, Ascomycota, Saccharomycetes, Saccharomycetales, Saccharomycetaceae.
AUGAGUUUUAGAGGUGGCAACAGAGGCGGUCGUGGUGGUCGUGGUGGUCGCUCUUUUGGUAGACCAAUUCAGCAAGGUCCACCAGAAACAGUUCUAGAGAUGGGCAGUUUCUUGCAUCCCUGUGAGGGCGACAUUGUAUGUCGUUCCAUCAACACUAAAAUUCCCUAUUUCAAUGCCCCUAUUUACCUGGAAAACAAGACACAGAUUGGUAAAGUUGACGAAAUUUUGGGUCCUUUGAAUGAAGUUUUCUUCACGAUCAAAUGCUCUGAAGGUGUCCAAGCUACGAGCUUCAAAGAAGGUGAUAAAUUCUUCAUUGCCCCUGAUAAGUUAUUGCCAAUCGAGAGGUUUUUGCCAAAGCCUAAGGUUGCUGGCCCUCCAAAGCCAAAGAAGAAGAGAACUGGUGCUCCUGGCGGUCGUGGUGGAAGUAGAGGUGGCUUCGGAGGCCGUGGCGGAAGUAGAGGUGGCUUCGGUGGCCGUGGUGGAUUUAGCUCUAGAGGUGGUCGUGGAGGUUUCGGCGCCAGAGGCGGCCGUGGCGGCAGUAGAGGCGGUUUCAGCAGCCGUGGGGGACGUGGAGGUAGAAGGUUCUGA